Molecule: messenger RNA, 1815 nt
Organism: Alternaria alternata
Lineage: Eukaryota; Fungi; Ascomycota; Dothideomycetes; Pleosporales; Pleosporaceae
Exons: 5
Coding region: 1-1815 (604 amino acids)
Source: RefSeq, a predicted model, not a curated record
AUGCUCGAGAAGCAAAUCAGUGAUGCUGCCGAUGAUCGUUCAUCAUCUGUGUCAGAUCUGGCACCGAGACGCGAAUCGAUAAGAAAGAGCACACCCGUGCCGUCUCCAGAGGCCUCGCUGACUGUGGCUGAUGGUCAGGAGUCAUGGGUAAUGAAACCGAUACCGAAGGAGUUCGUGUUCGCUGAGUUAGGCCUUGACUUCCAAGACAAGGCUACUCCAGUCGCGACACCAACGUCAAAUAUCGAUAAUGCAAUGUCGGCGCUCAACGAGGCCAUCGAAGACCUUGGAAAAUUGAGGGUGCGCACUGGGGCAUUGAGUGUAGACUUCAAAAUCUCCAUAACAGAGGCACGAUCAUGUAUCGACGGAUUUGUCACCGUCAUGUCCUCAAUGCUUGUACCGGACGCAUUCACGAACUCCAUUUUGGAUAUCGGCUUACUUCGCGCGUUACCCGAAAUAAUUGACUCUCCUUUCGUCAAUGUGGAUCCUAGUAUGCGUGUGCUGUAUUACAACGCCAUGUUUUAUGGAUUACAGUUGACGGAGGCCCCAGGAGGAGACCGGAUCAAGAAGGCAUAUAUGAAGGUAUUAGAGAGCGUGCCUGCAUGGCUCGAAUCUCCGAGUGACACAAGCAUGGACAUUCAUACCGCAGCCCUUUCGGCAUGGACAGCGAUGACCUGCCAUGACUACCAGUUAGCAUGGAAGUUUCACUGCAAGUCCUGCCAGCAUGUCAAAUCAAACGGGAUAGAUCAGCUGGAUGUCAUACCGGCAAAAUCCUUCGAAGAAGAAAGCAGGAAAGAUACCGACCGCUAUACAUACUGGUACAUCCUGUCUAUUGACACCUUCUUCCGUCUGUUCUAUGAUAAGCCGACAGUCUUGCAGUACGUACCAAACAAGGUUCGGCCACCACUACUCUUUCGUUCCGACAACAUGCACCCCUCAGCUCUGAACGUCAUAAUGAGCGCCGUAUGGAUAAGGUACACACUCCUGACUGUAGAAAUGAUCAGCUACGUCGAUAGUCACCAAACACCGGAUCAGGAUGAAACAGUCUCCCAGAAAAUCGACGAAACUUGCUUACAGAUGGAGGCACUUAUGGACGAGUGGAAGUUACAUGAAAUGAUGAACGCGGCGGAUACUUCAGAAGAAGUUCGCUGUCUUGUCGCAGAUCACAUCAUGAACAUUUAUGCGACGAUAAUCGGGUUGCAAAGAUUGGUACGUCAUCACCAAGCAAGACCUGGGUCAAAGGACAUCGCCCUCCGAGCCGCUCGCCGUGUCCUAAAUACCAUCCUUGACUUCUACAAUACGCCCAGUCUGAACAUCAAGUUCACGAGCAUAACAGAUCACAAACCUGAGGAUUGCGAAAGUGAUAUACAAAUCCUUGAGAACAUCGGAGCUGCUAUGGCUCAAAGCGGUACACAACGUCGAGAUUUGGUCCCAUUCGAAAGGACGAUCAACGCUCUGAACCGCGUUUCACGAUCUCUACAGGAAGAGAGGCGAAAAGAAUCGAUGUUGAUCGAGACUAGAGAGCAUGUUGCGCAAGAAACGGACCUGCCUCCGACCAAUUUCGAUACAAUCCAGAACCUGAUGGCUAGCGAACUUCCAGACAUCGAUAUGUCAAACUUCUCAUCGAUGCCCGACUACACUCCGAAUAUGGACGGUGACUUCCAAUCUGUGGGAUUUUUUAGGGCGAUAGAAAACGAUUUCGUUGCGCGGAACUGGCAAACCGACUGGUGGGAUCUCGGCGGUGGUGCAGAUAUCGGAAUGAGCCAGAUUCCAGACACUCAUCCACCAGAUUUUGCCUACCAAGCACCAAAUACAUGA